This is a messenger RNA of Prosopis cineraria, 2247 nucleotides long. Its product is annotated as transcription factor PIF4-like. The record is from RefSeq and is a predicted model, not a curated record. The coding region runs from base 1 to 2082 and encodes 693 amino acids. Lineage: Eukaryota; Viridiplantae; Streptophyta; Magnoliopsida; Fabales; Fabaceae. The transcript has 11 exons. Gene Ontology annotation, molecular function: DNA-binding transcription factor activity; protein dimerization activity. Gene Ontology annotation, biological process: regulation of DNA-templated transcription.
AUGGAUCUUGUGCUUGCCACGUGGCAGCAUCAGGAUGUGGAUUUAGAUGACACUCUCCAUGUGCUUGCAGAAUUAGAUUUCGUUGGAGCAUUUAAGAUGGGAAGAACCAAGAACUCGGAGAAGCUUAUCCCCUUCGCCUUGAAUUCUUCGUCACUUCUUUCUCUUCAUCCAUGUCGGCAUGUCGCUAUCGGUCUUCCCGUUAAAAGCUUCUCUCCCAUCUUCUCCGUUUCUGCAGUAUCACAAUUCGUCUCAGUUCAGUUGGGUGGCUCGUCUUCUUUCUUCUACUUCAAAUUUCCCGUUUGCUUAGCCAUGAAUUUUCCUGGUUGGAAUUUUGAGAAUGAUGGCUGUGUCACCAAUCAAAAGAAGUUCAUGGGGUCGGGCCAAGAACUUGUGGAGCUGAUAUGGCAAAAUGGACAGGUAGUUACGCACAGCCAAACGCAAAGAAAACCAGUUGCGACUUCUAUCGACUCGAGACAGUUCCAGAGAGAUGAUCAAUCAACAAUCAGGGCUAAUGAAUCGUAUGGGAACUCAAGCCAUUUGAUUCAAGAAGAUGAUGCAGUCUCAUGGAUUCAAUAUCCACUUGAGGAUCCAUUGGAACAACAACUCUGUUCAAGCAUAUUAUCUGAACUGCCAUCCUCUGGGUUUGAGUCUGACAAGCCAAUAAGGCAACUCGAAGAGGGAAAGUAUGUCAAAUUCGGCCCCUACAGUGCCUGCCAUGUGACUACAAGUUCACAAACACCAAAUCUAAAGCCCUUUUCUCAGGAAUUCUCAGGAAAUCCUAUGCCUGCUCCAAGAGUUCAUUUUCCUGAUUCAACGCUGAAAAAAAUUAGUCUUGGCGGAUCACAAAAUGUCGUCAAUUUUUCUCAGUUUUCAAAACCCUCCAAAGUAGCCUCAACAUCUUCUAAUGCACAGUCUGAAGAUGAAGGUAAUUGUAAUCUAUUGAAAAACAAAGGUAAAGAGUGCUCGGUCGUGACAGUGGGUUCAAGUCACUGUGGCAGCAACCAAGUUCCUCUAGAUCCUGACAUAAGCAGGGCAUCAAGCAGUGGGGUUUGGACUACUGCUUUGUAUUCUGAAACUGAGCCCCAGAAGGAUGGUGUCCAGAAAUCAAUUCCUCAGUGUGAAAAAGGGAAGUCAGAGGUGCUUGAACCAACUUUGAGUUCAUCAUCAGAUGACUCAGGUAGUCUUGCAAAAACAUGCUCCUGGUCUGUAAGAAACCACGGCCAAAAAAGGAAAAGGAUAGAUGCAGAAGAAUUAGAGGAACAAAGUGAGGCCACAGAACCCAAAUCGGCUGUUGAAAACAAGGUAGCUCAGGGGACAAGGCCUUGCCGAAGGAACCGUGCAGCUGAAGUGCAUAAUCUCUCAGAAAGGAGACGAAGAGAUCGGAUCAAUGAGAAGAUGAGGACAUUGCAACAACUCAUACCUCAUAGCAACAAGACAGAUAAAGCAUCAAUGUUAGAUGAGGCAAUCGAGUACUUGAAAUCACUUCAGUUACAACUUCAGGUAAUGUGGAUGGGAGCUGGAAUGGCACCAAUGAUGUUUCCAGGAAUUCAGCACUAUAUGUCCCCAAUGGGCAUGGGAAUGGCUUCGCCCUCUUUUCCUCCUAUUCCAAAUCCGGUGCAGUUACCAAGAACAUCACUUGAUCAUUCCAUAUCUAUGGCUCAGACGCCGAACCAGGGUUUGAUGCAUCAAGCUCCUGUUAUGGGUCCUUUUACUUAUCAAAAUCAGAUGCAAAAUCAAGCUUUCUCAGAGCAAUACGCACGUUAUAUGGGGUAUCAAUUUAUGCAAAGUGCCUCUCAGCCGAUGAAUGUAUUUAAUUAUGGAUCUCAAGUACAACAUAGUCAAACAAUGAUUCCACCCAGCAGUAGCAGUGAACCCUUGAAUGGAGCUGCAAAUAAUGAUGUUAAUUUAAGUGGCAAGAUGGAUAUCUUCCCCCGGCAAGUCCUUGUCCUAAAAUUCUUCAAGCGUAUCUUUAUUGAUAGCAUUAUAAUUCUAAACUGCAAGCAAUGCAUAGUGACUGAGACAAAUGUUUCUGGCAGAUGCUUUACCUUCAAUCAACAUGGCUCAACAUUGACUGGCUGCUAGAUUCUUCCUUAGUUUUCCACUUUCAGAUUUAUAUUAUUAGCCAGAUAUAGGUUAUCUUUGUGAAGUUCCAUUGCUUCAAUAGCUAGCAGAUAAACUUCUUUUGAGUGUCUCAUUUCAGUACUAUUUGAAUGCAUUUAUUACUCAAUAAAAUUUCCAUUCCAUUCA